GCGAUGUCGGUUGCAACAGCUUACAGAACAUUGGGCCUAGCUCCGGGUGCCAGCAGCGAUGAAGUGCGUGUGGCAUACAAGCGCUUGGCAUUGCAGUACCAUCCAGACAAAAACCGAGCUGGCGUCGACACGACCGAAGUGUUCCAGCGCAUCAGUGCUGCGUACAAGCACAUAUCUGACACUUCACAGAAUCAACAUGAAGGAGGGGGCAGCAUGGAUGAUGGUGAUUUCGACGGAACAGUGCCGUUUGACGAGUUCAUGCAAAUGUUUGAAGCCAUGUUCCAAAACCCAUCGAUGAGUGCCUUCCGAACCAAGAAGAAGGCAAAGGGCAAGCGACCAGGGAUGCGGCGGCGAGGCGGUGGACGCCCAAGGAUGGACUUUGACGACAUUCUCUUCGCCGGAAUGUCUGCGUUUGGCGGCAUGCAAGACAGUCAGAGCUUCUUCGAUGCCAUGCCUGGCGAAUCGUUUGACGACAACGAUGACGACGAAUUGAGCGCACUCUUUGAAGAGAUGGCCCGCAUGCAACGCAGGCCAACAAAGUCCAAAUUCCGAUCUUCGAGUAGUAGUACUCUACUUCUGGAUGUAGAAGACUCUAGUUUCUCAUAUCUCAGACCGAGUAGGUCGCAGGAAGGCUGGGUAUACGCACAAGGCAGCCCAGACGGCAACAACAACCACAACCAACGAGUCGGAUGAGAGCGGCGAUGCGACCGACGACGCUCCGUCCACUUCGCCAACAGCAGCAAUUCAAAUCGGAGACAAAGUGGUGGUGGCUAUGUCUAGGCAGGGCACGGUGGCUUUUGUGGGGAACGUCCACUACUGCAAAGGUGACAUGGUUGGCAUCGUGUUUGACGAAGCUGUGGGCAAGAACAACGGCACGAUCAAAGGCGUCGAGUACUUUACCUGUGCUCCGCAACACGGACUCAUGGUGCAACUGUGCGACGUCGUUCGAGUAUAAUGGGUUUUUCCUUUAUUUAUUGCGAUUGUUCGAGUAGUAUACGCCUUGUAACAAAGCCAUAAAGUCGCUAAAGUCGAGCUCUUUCUUGCCAUGUCGGUCUUUGGCUUGGUAUAUUUUUCGGAUUUCAUCCAUGGACAGCGCCGGGGGGUCGUAACUGUUGUCCUGCUUGCACUGCACAGCGUCCAGCACUUCGUCCA
This is a messenger RNA of Aphanomyces astaci, 1152 nucleotides long. RefSeq lists its product as hypothetical. The coding region runs from base 4 to 693 and encodes 229 amino acids. Lineage: Eukaryota; Oomycota; Saprolegniomycetes; Saprolegniales; Verrucalvaceae. The record is from RefSeq and is a predicted model, not a curated record. The transcript has 5 exons.